AUGUCAACCCUGGACGAGGCAGUAUCCAAACGACACCGCUUGUCGAUUUGGCAUGUCUACCACAAAAGCGACGAGCACAUCACAAUAACACCAUUCCUUAACCCGAGAAAGGAGCUCGGAUCCAACAAAAAGAGACACGACAAGCUCGCAGCUGGAUACCUCAAGCCCCGAGACCGAACCGAUGAAUCCAACGGCUAUUUCGUGCACCACCCGACUCUUCUCUUCCACAAUACACCACGUACUCUCCGUCGCGGAAACAGGAAGAACGGAGCACCGAUCUGCUUAAUAAAGUGCGGGGCCUUUUGGCGGAAUUGGACAAUCCAGUUCGGCAGUAAUCUGAAGGAUAUCAUUGAUCCUAGAGGUGUGGUAAAAUGGGAAUGUCGCAGUAACCCAAACAAUACAACUCUCAACGAUGAUCGUGCUUUGAAAGCGUAUAAGGUCCGUACGUGGAGGGUUUGGGGAGAAAGUGGGGAAAGUUAUCACCGUCAAGUGAAUGCGAGACGCAAGGCCGAAAAGGAAGAACUUGCCAAAGGAAAGCAAAAGGCGAAAGCAUUAAAUAAUGGUCCCGUUGGGAUGGAGAAUAUCACUGAAGCUGGGAAGCAAGACUCGAGUUAUUCACAUACGAAAUUCCCAAGCCCUCCUUCUCACUCUGCAGUACGACAGGGGUCUAUACCACAGCCAUCUGUUGCCGAAGAAACGGUCCGUCUCAACUGGAGCUCUCCAUUCUCGUUGAAUCCUCGGCGUUAUAGCUUCGAAUACGCCAAUAUCAAGUUCUCCUGGAAAGGAACGAGAGACGUCCACCCAGAUGACCAAUUAGCUAGAUGGUUCAUGCCCUUCAGUCACUUGAAGUUGAUUGCCAGACUCCCUGGGAUUGAGAGUGAAGAUAUCUUCGUUGGGAAAUACACACCAAGCUUCGCGUACCGAAAAUUUGGCGAGUUGUGGGUUUUCGAUUCUGCGGUAUCCGAGCUGCUUGGCGAGGAUCAUUUCUCUACUUGCACUGAGGAUGUUGCAGCUAGUGAAUUGUGGAAUAUUCGGCAGACCCGAUUGUAUGAAUUAAUUAUGGCGACUGCCAUGUGUAUGAUAAUUGGCGAGUCGCAGAAGCGGAUGAUUAUCAUGUUGCUAUUUACAAUAGCAGCGGAAGGAGGGAAUUCAUGUUAG
This is a messenger RNA of Penicillium hordei, 1158 nucleotides long. RefSeq lists its product as uncharacterized. Bases 1 to 1158 code for a protein of 385 amino acids. The transcript has a single exon. The record is from RefSeq and is a predicted model, not a curated record. Lineage: Eukaryota; Fungi; Ascomycota; Eurotiomycetes; Eurotiales; Aspergillaceae.